This is a messenger RNA of Betta splendens (Siamese fighting fish), 1695 nucleotides long. It is a transcript of the gene aarsd1, whose product is annotated as alanyl-tRNA synthetase domain containing 1. Gene Ontology annotation, biological process: regulation of translational fidelity; alanyl-tRNA aminoacylation. The record is from RefSeq and is a predicted model, not a curated record. Bases 121 to 1359 code for a protein of 412 amino acids. Lineage: Eukaryota; Metazoa; Chordata; Actinopteri; Anabantiformes; Osphronemidae. Gene Ontology annotation, molecular function: alanine-tRNA ligase activity; nucleic acid binding; ATP binding. The transcript has 12 exons.
UCAAAAAAGUCGAAGAAGCUGUGUUUGGACCAUCCUGCGACCCGUACAUUACUCAGCUGACAGCUGCACAUUUCAAGCCUUUCAAAUCACUCCUGUUAAAAAAGAAGUCUCAGAUCCGAAAUGGCCUUUCAGUGUCAGCGAGACUGCUACAUGAAAGAGUUUGUUACGUCCAUAGUAUCCUGUUGUCCAGCUGAGCUCAAACAAGAAGUCAGUGGAAAGAAAGAGACUGUCAAAGGUUUUAACGUGAAACUCCAAGACACCAUCUUGUUUCCUGAGGGAGGUGGUCAACCAGAUGACCACGGGCUGAUUGGGGAUGUCCCAGUUCUGAGGGUGACACGACAGGGAUCCGAGGCUGUGCACUUUGUGAGCUCUCCUCUAGAGGUGGGUCAGCAGGUGCACGUGAAGGUUGACUGGGAGAGGAGGUUUGACCACAUGCAGCAACACUCAGGUCAACAUUUGAUCACUGCACUAGCAGAUGCAAUGUUUGGAUACAAGACCACAUCCUGGGACCUAGGGCGUCAGAGAAGCACAAUAGAACUGGAUACUCCUUGUGUCAAACCUGCUCAGAUGCAGGACCUAGAAGAAGCUGUAAAUGAGAAGAUCAGAGCUCAUGUCCCUGUCACUGUCCAGCUUCUCUCUAUAGAUGACCCGGCUGUGGAAAAGGUAAGGAGUCGAGGGCUGCCUGAGGACCAUGCGGGGCCAGUUCGGAUCAUUGAUAUUGAAGGCGUUGAUGCCAACAUGUGCUGUGGAACCCACGUGUCUAACCUCAGUCAUUUACAGGUAAUAAAGCUACUUGGGACUGAAAAGGGAAAGAAAAACAAAACCAACCUGAUCUUCCUGGCGGGAAACAGGGUUCUGAAGUACGCAGAGAAAAGCUACAGCACAGAACGAUCGCUGGUGUCUCUACUGAAAACUGGGCCUGAUGAUCAUAUUGAGGCAGUUGACAAGUUGCAGAAAUCAGUUAAGCUGCUACAAAAAACCAACCUGGGCCUGCUACGAGACAUGGCUGUCCUCAUUGCCCAGGACUUCAAGAAUGGCCCCCAGAGAGGCAACUUUUUCAGCUUUCACAAAAAAGAGGGUGACAAUGAGUUUAUGAAUAUCAUUGCCAAUGAAAUAAACACAGAGGAAACACUGCUUUUCCUAACUGUGGGAGAGGAGAAGGGACCUGGUUUGUUUCUACUGGCUGGACCCAGUGGAAGAGUCGCUGAGACAGGACCUCGUGUGCUGGAGAUGCUCCAAGGGAAAGGUGCAGGGAAGAAUGGGCGUUUCCAAGGCAAAGCCAACAGCCUAGCACGAAGAGACGAGGUGGAGGCUUUCCUGAGGGAGGACUGUAAACAUCACGCCUCAGAGGAAGAAUAGAGCAAGCAAUGGUGCAAUGCAAUAAAUUUACAUUUGAUAUAUUCAAAGAAAAAGCAAAUAAGAGCGAUCAACAGUAAAUAGCAUUUACUACAAGCAAGUGUUGUAAAUUUAUGUUAAAUUGCAAAUUUACGUUAAAUUGUAAAUAAUUCACUAAGGUACAAUAUGCACUGUACAUAGUUCAUGCUCUUAUGUUGGGGCCGUGCUGCCCUGUCCUUGAUUUGUUAACACUUUAGUUUAGCUAAAGUUUUUCCCUUCAGUCUGCACUUCCAGAUGCACAGCACGAUUUUUGUUGCUGCCGUUUAUCAAUUUAUCAAUAAAUAAAAAUCUUGAAUCAUA